Molecule: messenger RNA, 3499 nt
Organism: Hemibagrus wyckioides
Lineage: Eukaryota; Metazoa; Chordata; Actinopteri; Siluriformes; Bagridae
Gene: spef2
Product: sperm flagellar 2
Exons: 25
Coding region: 201-3305 (1034 amino acids)
Biological process (GO): sperm axoneme assembly
Cellular component (GO): manchette; sperm midpiece
Molecular function (GO): protein binding
Source: RefSeq, a predicted model, not a curated record
GGUCAAACUAUAGAAACAAACAAACCGUGAACAGAUCUCCGCCUUGUCUGGACCGGGUCAGUCCGGUGUGAACAGAUCUCCGCCUUGUCUGGACCGGGUCAGUCCGGUGUGAACAGAUCUCCGCCUUGUCUGGACCGGGUCAGUCCGGUGUGUAGAGAUUCGGACAGGAAUCCUUUAAAACUCUUCACAAAGCGCUCAGGAUGUCUGAUAUACUGUGUCGGUGGCUGAACUCGGAGCUCCGGUUAUCCAAAACCGUCGAGCCUCUUUCUUUGGCCAAAGACUUCUCUAGCGGUUAUCUGCUGGGUGAAGUCCUGCACAAACACCAGCUCCAGGAGGAUUUCCACCAGUUCUCCAAACACAGCACAGCUAACGCCAAGCUGAACAACUUCACACGUCUAGAGCCCACGCUACAGCUCCUGGGCGUGACCUUUGACCUGAGCAUGGCCAAAGCAGUGAUGCAGGGCCAGCAGGGUGCGGCCACACGUCUGCUCUACCAGCUCUACAUCCUGCUGCAGAAGAAGACGCGGGUUGGGCUGACGAGCACCAUGCUGGAGACCAUGCAGCCUGCAGCCGUAGCCAGACUGCAGCGUGUGGAGAAGCACAUCUACACUCAGAGUUUGAGGACGAUGGUGAAGCGUGAGGCAGACGUGAAGAUGCAGAAGAUCGCGCAGCGUUUUGAUAAGAGAGGCCGUGAUGCGUACAGCCGCUCAGUGAUAGCUGAAGUGGAGCGAGAGGAGAGGAGACGCCACCUGCAGGAGCAGACGAGACUGCAGGACAUCCGGAAGCACCGACAGGCCCGUAGGAAGCAGCAGGAGAUAAUGAACCGCAUUCAGACAGCUACAGUGCAGAUCCCCAAACCCCCAGUGAGUCGUUCAGUCAGAGUGAUGGGCAAACACAGACAACACCACCAACCAGACGCUCAGAACAUUUGUUAUCAGAUCAGUGAGUUUGAGAAGAACAGGAUGAGACUGUCUCCUGCAUCAUGUCCAGCCUCUGUCAGUGUGCAGGUGAACGAGGAGCAGAUGGAGGAAUGGAACAAUGCUUACGUGCAGAAGAUCAGGAAGCGUUUGGAGGAGGAUGCACUGGCACGGGAGGAGAGAGAGAAACGCCGCCGCCGAGCGCUAAUCCAACAGCUACACACACACCAGACACACGAGGAGAUGUUGCGGGAGGAGCAGCUGAUUGGCCGGUUAAUGCGGCAGUCACAGCAGGAGAAGCGAAUCGCAGUGCAGCUCAUGCAGAUCCGCCAGGAGAAGGAGGUUCUGAGACAAAACCGUAUCCUGAGAGAGACAGAGAUCCACAACCAGAGGCUGAGAGACGCUCAGCAGGCCCUGGAGCGAGAGGCAGCUCUGCUGGAGCAGGACCAAAUCAGUCGCGAGGCAGAGCUGUGUAAAGAGCUGGAACUUCACAAGCGUCUGAUGGCCGAGCGCGUUCAGUCUAAACACCGCAAACACCUCAACACCUGCAGGGGGAUUCUGGAGCAAAUUGUGGAUCUGGCAACCAAAGCUGGAGAAUACCGCCUGCUCACUGCUAAUCUGAUCCCAAUAAAGCUUAUAAGGGAGUGGAAGGAGUUGUGGAUGUGCGGGAAGCCAUUGUAUGAGGAGGAGUCAAGUCCAGAGCUGGACAUCGAGCUGGAGAAAGUUCACAUCCUCAACCAGCAGGACUACACUGACUACACGAGUAUGACAGGGGAGUGGGCAUGGCCUGAAGAAGGUGAGAGUAGAGCUCCACCCCCCAAUAACGACAUCCUGGGUCACAUUGUGAGUCAUUUGUGUAACCUGGCUAAUCCACCAGAACUGACUCCACCCCCUGCGUUCCCUCACUGCCCACUCCGAGCCUGUGUUCUGGGAAAAGUCUGCUCUGGAAAGACCACCUGCCUCAACCGGAUCAGCCAGGCUCAUGGUGUUCACGUUCUGUCAGCUGAUGCACUGGUCCAGGAAGCACUGGAAGCUCACCGCACUGGAGACCCUGAGGACGAGGUGAAAACAGGAAGCAGUGACUCUCCUCAACAGGAAGUGUGUAGCGAUGGGGCGGAGCCACUGUCUGCUCCACACACAGAGCCGGGAACUCACAGCCUGGAACACUGCACAGAGUCUUUGCUCACUCAGCGUGGUGCAGCUGUGGAAGAGGCACUUAAAGCAGGCAGAGGUGUUCCUGAUGACCUGCUCAUCAACAUCAUCACAGACGCAAUCAGGAAGGUUCCCUCAGGUCAGGGUUGGGUUCUGGACGGGUUUCCUGUGGAGCACUCUCAGGCUCAGCUGCUGGAGAAGGCUCUGGGUGGAGCUGACCUGGAUCAGGACCACACACAGGGGCGAGAUAAGAGUCACGAGCUAGCUGUGGACAGGAACGCCCCUCAGGCUCCACCCCCAGCCUCACCUGUGCUGCAUAUAGCUCUGUUGCUGGAGGUGUCAGAUGAGCAGGUGCUGCAACGAUAUCAACAACUUCAGGAGGGAGAGAUAAACUCUGAGCAUUCAGGGAGGAGUCAAGAGCAGAGGCAGGUCCAGCACAGGAUUCUGGGUUUUCAGGACGCUUGGCCUGGACUGGAGGAGUGGUUUGGAGUGGAACAGAAGAUCUUGGUGAAGGUGAAUGGAGAUGUGGAUGAGGAGUCUCUGUACAGAUCAGUGGAAACAGUGCUGCUAUACGUGAUGGACACUGCAGAAAAAGGGUCACACACCCAGGUACACACAGCAACAGACGACAACACAUCUGAGAUUACAGACAUCCAGAAACCAGGAUCAGACCACUGCAGUGAUUCUAGGAGGCUGUCUGUUUCUUCCUUGUCAAUUGCUGAAGCCCCGUCUACUGAGCCUGGCUCCUCCUCCUGGGUAUAUGUGGAUGAUCAGUUACCCAAGGAGGUGUCAUAUAACCUGCUUUCACAAUGGGAGAACAUAUGCAGCUCAUACGUCUGCAACAUUAAAGCUGUGAUGCAGAAUCUGCGCAAGGAGCGGAACCUGAUUAUACACCACCUCUACAACAUCAGAGAGGAAUAUAAAAAGUACCUGAUGAAACCAGAUCUGAAGCAGGAGUUUGUGUGUGUGUGGCAGCGUGAAUAUAACAGUGUGUCAGACGAUAUGAGGCACGAAGAAGAGACCAAAACAGAACUACACCAGAGACUGGAGGAUCUGCGUGAGCGCCUGUGGGAUAUGUGUGAUAAGAGGAGAGACGAGGCAAAGCAGGAGAAAGCAGCGCUUACAGAAGACGACUGGCUUCAGAAUCACACUUCUGUUCUUAUUAACCACUACUGUACUCUCAUACAGGCCCUCCUCAACAGACUCCUCCAAACUGAAAGAUUGUGUUCACCCUGAUGAGAAGCUCCUGCUGGAUUUCCAUCACAGUGCGGUCACUGCUGUCACACACAUGGUAACAGCAGAGAUGCAGCAGUUGGAGCAGGAGGAGAAUGAGGAAUUGCAGGAGCAGAUGAAGAGAGACACAACACACACACAGUCACACACUCCAGUCCCCACAACACAGUCUGCUAAAGACAAGAAGAAAGGAAGCA